AACAAGCGGAGAUUCAAGGGAAAAAAGCACUGCUGUAGAGACUAAGAUCUUGAUCUGCAAUGCAAAUGACAGAAAGAAUGGAAUUGGUUUCGGAUAAUAGCAGGAGUGGUAAUAGACAAAAGCUAUCAGGAGUAUGCCACGGAGGAUGCCUGAAGAGAUAACGCGAGAUAAGUAAUUCAUUCAGAAGUCUCCCCUCUCCCAAAGACCUGAUCUCCUCUUCCCCCGCUCUCAUCAACUUGGGGCCUCAUGCCCGGACGAAAAUGAUGGCAGAACCCGCUGCUCGGGCGGAAAGCUCCUGCAAACGUUGCCAUCGAAGAAAAAAGCGCUGUGAUAAGACUCUACCACAGUGUCAAGCAUGUCAACAUGCCAAGGUCUCCUGUAGCUUUCUAGACGAUGAAACACAGGUGGCCUCUUAUCCAAUCGUAUACGUACGCGGCUUAGAGAGAAGAGUCAAAGAACUAGAACAACAGCUUGCGUCGUCGCUCACAACCCAGAAUUCUCAGACCGACCCAUUGUCCUCCCCGUGGGAUCAAGAUACGGACCUCCAUCUAGGUGAAAACUCGAUGAACUUGGACGACCUCGCCGCAAAUCAAUCACCUCCUGCGCCGUCCAAAGAUCAUCCGCUACCUCGGUCCGAUACGCAACCUAUGUCUUCCCCGUUGGAUAUUGCCGGACAGAGGAAUGGUAAUCUGGCCGAUGAGCUCAGGUUGCUGUCCUUGGAGGCGGCCGCAGAGAGAUAUUUGGGCUCCUCCUCCGGUCUCUCCUUUGCCAAAUUGACCCAGACAGUUCUACAACGACUCUCUCCUGACCAAGAAGGGUUUAUGUUUGACGGCGGUGUCACAGAUAAUUCUCAGCAGAGUUGUGAUUGCGAUGCUGAGCCCGAGUUGCUUUCCAAUUCAAACUCUAUCUUCUCCGAAAUGAACGCUGCGUUAACAGGCCUCCUUCCUCUAAACUCGAUCUUUGGCAACCCGGUGGUUGAGGACUUUGAGGACUCGAUGGGGCUCGCCUUGUUGGACCCUUCCCAUAUCAAUUCCCUACUAGAAUUUUAUUUCGCCCAUUCGCAUACCCUCUAUCCUUUUAUUCGAAAGAGCGAAUUUGAAGCCGUCUUGUGGAGGAUAUACGGUGACCCGCUCGAUCCCAUGGCCCAGUCGCCUCUGUGGCAGUUCCGAAUCUGGAUGGUCCUAGCGACUGGAUCCACGACUUACUGCUCCGUAUCUCUCAUGGACGAAACUGAAUCUAUCCAAUUCUUCAAUAAAGCUAUGACCUAUUUUGAGGCUGCAAUGGGAUGUGGAGACUUGGCUGGCUUAGAGGUACUGAUGCUGCAAGUCUCAUAUUCAUUCUUCAACAAGAUUGGGCCCAACACCUGGUUCCUGGUAGGUGUAGCGGCUCGCAUGGCGACAGGCAUGGGACUCCAUACGUCAGACGUAUACCAGACUCUGGCGGUAGACGUUUCUGAGCAGCAGAAGAGACUUUUCUUUUCUUUGUAUAUGAUGGACCGUGUGGUGUCAUUGGCUUUAGGAAGACCGUUUGCCAUUCAAGACGAUGAUAUAACAGUCGAGCCGUUUGCCAACGCCGACGACGCAAAUAUCCAACCAGAUGGUAUCGUUGCUGCAUCGACACUGGAGGCGUCCACGAUGGCAGUUCCCCUUCACAUCCUAGCGCUGCGGAGAAUUGCAAGUGAUAUCGGCAGUCAAGUCCAUUCACAGAAUUACAGCCAACGUCAAAGCCCGGGGGCUCGAGAGGAAACCAUCCAAAACCUCCAUCGGAGACUUCUUGAUUGGCGCCGCAGCAUGCCAUUCCCGCUUCCCGACCUUCAAUCCAAGGUACCCCAUCUAUGUACUAGCUGGUUCGAUUUAAACUACUAUACCCAUGUGAUCAUGCUCUAUCGCCCAUCACCACUCAGCCCGACGCUAGACGCGGCACGAAUGAAGAUUCUUGCCGAGGCAUCAGGCAUGGCAAUUCGACAGGCCACUAAUCUGCACCGACAACGUCGGUUUGCGUAUAACUGGCUUAAUUUGGUAGCCAUAUUCAAUUCUGCAUUGUCACUUAUGUAUACGUCUACGGCUCACUGUGAGAACCUGCCCUUGAUGGUGGAUCACUCACGAGCCAUUGAUGAUCUUGAAUUGGCUGUGGAAUUAUUGGAAGUCUUUAGUGGAAAGUUUCCUUCUGCAAAGAAGAUCCAAGGCAUGAUCCGGACUGUUUCAGCGAAGUUGAAAAUGUACAAUAUACCUUCCAUAGGGUUCUGAGGAACCAAUCCAGUCAAGGUCAUGCGGAAGGUUGUCCAUGGUCG
Penicillium brasilianum is the source of this 2290-nucleotide messenger RNA. NCBI's taxonomy places the organism in Eukaryota, Fungi, Ascomycota, Eurotiomycetes, Eurotiales, Aspergillaceae. The record is from the annotation of a GenBank genome assembly.